AUGUCUGAGGAUCGCGAAGCUAAGUUAGAAUACCUCAACACCAAACCCGAGGGAUCUCCAGUUUCUGUCAUGGAGCAUACGGGUGAAGUUAUCAUCAGACUUGCAGACAAUUGCGCAGAGCGUCCACUCGAUUAUUUCGAAGUCGCUUCAUAUAUCAUCAAAGAAGAACGCCAGAGCAAAGAAAACCAAGAGUUACUCAAGUUUGGCAAGCCAAAAGGACCAAACUUCGUCGAAAAUGCUAAAACAAACGUACGUCUUCAAGCACAAUUAUUCCCAAAGCAACAACUCGGUGAAGAAGAGGAAGAAGCCGGUGAAGCUGAAGGUGGUGAAGAUGCUGAGCACCAAGAGGAAGAAACAGUUAACGAAGGUGAAAUUCCAAACGUUAUUGGAAAUAUGCAAUUCAUGAACGAGGUUGGUGUUGGUUUAAACGAAACAGAAACUAUUCUCUUACAACAAGCAAUUCAAAAACUCAUUCGCUCAAAGCCAUUAGCCACAGCUCGUUUCUGGGGCAAGGUCAUGGGUAUUCAAAACGAUUACUACAUUGCUGAAGCCGAAUUCAACGACGGCGAGCGCCCACAUGCUGCUCAAGAAGAAGAAGAGAAGAACGAGCCAGAGGAAGGAACAGAAAACAAGGAAGAUAAGCCAAGAAUCGUUCCAAAGGAAGAAGAUUCUGGUCCAAACCAAUACAGCUACUUCGUUUGCACACAGCUUGGUGGUCCAUGGAAGUUACUUCCUGAUAUUACACCAGCACAGAUCCAAGGCUCUCGCUGCAUCCGCCAAAUGUUCAGCGGAACAGAGAAAGGUCCUAUUGCUGCUCCAGAAGGCCGCUUCCAGGGCGGAGAAUACGAAUUACUUCGUUGCUUCAUUUCUCGUGUUACACAUUCCUGCACACUUGCGCCAAAAGGCCUCUACAAUCUUGAAGAAGAGCCAGAGGAAGGUGGCCGUGUCGAAAAUGUUACUCCAAUUGCAAUGGCAGAGGAACCAGAAUAUAAGCCACUCGAAGGCCUCAAAUCCUUUGUCCACUGCGUACCAACCAUCUUAGAUCAGGGCCGCUGCGAGUUCUACAUCUUCGAGGAAGACCAGCAGGACGAAGAAGGCAACGAGAAAGAGCCAGUCGUUGAACAUGGCCCACCAAUUUUGACACCAAUCACAGAGGAUAAAUCUAAGGACGAGUACAAGUGCUGGUCCCUUAGAGAGGUGAAUGGCGUUAGCAAGAGAUAUUGGCUUAGAUCUAACGUAUGGCCAGGUUUGCACAUCGUUUCUAAUGAAAAUGGUAGCCGCAUGGUCAUGAUGUACUUCGGAACAGGCAUGAAGGCCCAGAAGCCUCUUGAGUGGCCACCGCUCCCAGUAAAGAAGCCACCGCCACCACCACCAAAGGAGGAAGAAGAGAAGAACGAGAACGAGGAAGAAGAGAAAGGUGAGGAAGGCGCUGAGAAGACAAACACAGAGGAAACAACUGGCGAGGAAUCUGCGACUGGAACUGCAACAAACGAAGAGUCUGGAACUUAUGACUCAAACUAUGAUUCAAGCGCACAGUAA
Messenger RNA from Trichomonas vaginalis G3, 1539 nucleotides. RefSeq names its product microtubule-based process. Gene Ontology annotation, cellular component: axoneme; radial spoke. The coding region runs from base 1 to 1539 and encodes 512 amino acids. Lineage: Eukaryota; Parabasalia; Trichomonadida; Trichomonadidae. The transcript has a single exon. The record is from RefSeq and is a predicted model, not a curated record. Gene Ontology annotation, biological process: cilium assembly; axoneme assembly; cilium movement involved in cell motility.